AGAGCCCGAGUGCGGAGGUGGUGGUGGUUGUAGCGGUUCCGUUUUGCUGACGGCCCCGGGCUCAGCUGCUGGGCCAAGAUGCCGGCCGUGUCGAAGGGAGACGGGAUGCGGGGCCUGGCGGUCUUCAUCUCCGACAUCAGGAACUGCAAAAGCAAAGAAGCAGAGAUAAAGAGGAUAAACAAAGAACUGGCAAACAUUCGGUCAAAAUUUAAAGGUGACAAGGCUCUGGAUGGUUACAGUAAGAAAAAGUAUGUCUGCAAGCUACUUUUCAUCUUCCUCCUGGGGCAUGAUAUUGACUUUGGCCACAUGGAGGCUGUAAACCUACUGAGUUCUAACAGAUACACAGAGAAACAAAUUGGAUAUCUUUUCAUUUCCGUGCUAGUGAACUCCAACAGUGAGCUGAUCCGCUUGAUAAACAAUGCAAUCAAGAAUGACCUGGCCAGCCGCAACCCCACCUUCAUGGGACUAGCUUUGCAUUGUAUAGCCAAUGUGGGUAGUCGGGAAAUGGCAGAAGCAUUUGCUGGAGAAAUUCCAAAAAUACUUGUAGCUGGAGACACCAUGGAUAGCGUGAAGCAGAGUGCUGCCUUGUGCUUGCUGCGUUUGUACAGAACUUCUCCUGACUUCGUUCCCAUGGGAGAUUGGACAUCCAGGGUGGUGCAUCUUCUGAAUGACCAGCAUUUGGGUGUGGUUACUGCUGCUACCAGUCUUAUCACUACUUUGGCACAGAAGAACCCUGAAGAGUUUAAAACUUCAGUAUCUUUGGCUGUCUCUAGGCUAAGCAGAAUUGUGACAUCUGCAUCAACCGAUCUCCAGGAUUAUACCUAUUAUUUUGUCCCUGCUCCUUGGUUGUCUGUAAAGCUUUUGAGGUUGUUACAGUGCUAUCCACCUCCAGAAGAUGCUGCGGUACGUGGUCGUCUCACAGAAUGCCUGGAAACUAUCCUUAACAAAGCUCAAGAGCCCCCAAAAUCUAAGAAAGUGCAACACUCAAAUGCUAAGAAUGCUGUGCUAUUUGAGGCAAUAAGCUUAAUUAUACACCAUGACAGCGAGCCAAACCUGCUAGUCCGUGCCUGUAACCAACUAGGUCAGUUCUUGCAGCACCGGGAAACUAAUCUGCGUUAUCUAGCACUGGAAAGCAUGUGCACGCUUGCCAGCUCUGAAUUUUCCCAUGAAGCCGUGAAAACUCAUAUAGAAACAGUUAUCAAUGCAUUGAAGACCGAAAGGGAUGUGAGUGUAAGACAAAGAGCAGUAGACCUCCUGUAUGCCAUGUGUGACCGAAGCAAUGCCCAACAGAUUGUCGCCGAAAUGCUAAAUUACUUGGAGACUGCUGAUUAUUCCAUUAGAGAAGAAAUUGUGCUGAAGGUUGCAAUUCUAGCUGAGAAGUAUGCAGUGGAUUAUACCUGGUAUGUGGAUACAAUCUUGAAUUUGAUUCGUAUUGCCGGGGACUACGUCAGUGAAGAGGUGUGGUACAGAGUUAUUCAGAUUGUGAUUAACAGGGAUGAUGUGCAAGGAUAUGCAGCAAAGACAGUCUUUGAGGCCCUUCAGGCACCAGCAUGCCAUGAAAAUCUGGUAAAAGUAGGUGGCUACAUCCUGGGAGAAUUUGGAAAUCUAAUAGCUGGUGACCCAAGAUCUAGUCCUCUGAUUCAAUUCAACUUGCUGCACUCCAAGUUUCAUCUGUGUAGUGUCCCCACCCGUGCACUGCUUCUGUCUACCUACAUCAAGUUUGUGAACCUAUUUCCAGAAAUCAAAACUACCAUUCAAGAUGUACUGCGCAGUGAUAGUCAGCUGAAGAAUGCUGAUGUUGAACUACAGCAGAGAGCCGUUGAAUACCUGAGGCUCAGUACCAUUGCUAGUACUGAUAUCUUGGCAACUGUGCUAGAAGAAAUGCCUCCAUUUCCAGAGAGGGAGUCAUCCAUUCUGGCUAAGCUGAAGAAGAAGAAAGGCCCUGGCACAGUUACUGACCUAGAAGAGAUCAAAAAGGAGAGGAACUCUGAUGUGAAUGGAGGCACUGAAUCCACCCCUGUUAAUGCCAGUACUGUGUCUACUCCUUCUCCAUCAGCAGACCUUCUGGGCCUCGGUGCAGCUCCUCUCACCAGCUCUGCUCCUCCCCCUUCCUCUACUGGCAGUUUGCUGGUGGAUGUAUUUUCAGACUCUGCUUCUGUGGUUGCACCUCUUGCUCCUGGCUCUGAAGACAAUUUUGCAAGCCCUGACCUGGCUUCAUCUGAGGUAGUUUCUGAGGAACCAGCUGAUACUGUGCAUGAUGCUGAUGAGCUUAUUCACAAGUUUGUAUGUAAAAAUAAUGGAGUUUUGUUUGAAAAUCAGCUGCUACAGAUUGGACUGAAAUCUGAAUUUCGACAGAACUUGGGUCGGAUGUUUAUAUUUUAUGGUAACAAGACUUCCACUCAGUUCUUGAAUUUUACUCCAACACUAAUCUGUUCAGAUGAACUUCAGUCAAGCCUGAACCUGCAAACAAAACCAGUGGACCCAACAGUGGAUGGGGGCGCUCAGGUGCAGCAAGUUGUGAAUAUUGAGUGCAUAUCAGACUUCAUGGAAGCUCCAAUCCUAAACAUUCAAUUCAGAUAUGGGGGAACAUUUCAAAAUAUUUCAGUAAAACUACCGAUCACACUGAACAAAUUUUUCCAACCUACGGAGAUGGCCUCUCAAGACUUCUUCCAGCGUUGGAAACAACUGAGCAAUCCUCAGCAAGAAAUGCAGAACAUCUUUAAAGCAAAGCAUCCAAUGGAUACAGAGAUCACAAAGGCAAAGAUCAUUGGCUUUGGCUCUGCCCUCCUUGAAGAGGUAGAUCCCAACCCUGCUAAUUUUGUUGGUGCUGGUAUAAUACACACAAAAACUACCCAGAUUGGAUGUUUGCUGCGUCUUGAACCCAACCUUCAGGCACAGAUGUAUAGACUCACACUACGAACAAGUAAAGAAACCGUAUCUCAGAGAUUAUGUGAACUGCUGUCAGAACAGUUUUAAUAGUAACAAGAUCAGUCCAGUUUUGUUUCUCCAUUUCUACCAUAGUUGUCCUCAUCCUGCUGCAAAUAAAUGUCUUGUACAUCAGUGUCUGAGUACUGCAACAUUACCCACCACCAACUCCCAGCCUUAAAAGGACUUGUCCCUUUCAUAUGAAAUUAAGGAU
Messenger RNA from Emys orbicularis (European pond turtle), 3139 nucleotides. It is a transcript of the gene AP2A2, whose product is annotated as adaptor related protein complex 2 subunit alpha 2. Gene Ontology annotation, molecular function: clathrin-cargo adaptor activity. The coding region runs from base 79 to 2976 and encodes 965 amino acids. Gene Ontology annotation, biological process: clathrin-dependent endocytosis; intracellular protein transport. NCBI's taxonomy places the organism in Eukaryota, Metazoa, Chordata, Testudines, Emydidae. Gene Ontology annotation, cellular component: AP-2 adaptor complex; membrane coat. The transcript has 23 exons. The record is from RefSeq and is a predicted model, not a curated record.